Oenanthe melanoleuca is the source of this 2752-nucleotide messenger RNA. RefSeq names its product coiled-coil domain containing 89 (gene CCDC89). Lineage: Eukaryota; Metazoa; Chordata; Aves; Passeriformes; Muscicapidae. The record is from RefSeq and is a predicted model, not a curated record.
GCUACUACACAGCUCUGAAAUUCUUUGUGCUUCACAGGUGUUUCAUUCAUUUUUGCUGUACAUUAUCUUUCAUCCUUGCUUUAAGCUGGCUCCUUCCCACAUCCUAUCUUUACCCCAGUCAAACCUUGGCAUUCACAAAACCUACAAAACCUGAUUGUCAGCAUGUUGUUUCAGGUCUGCAUCCAAAUGAAAAACUUGUAGAUAAGUUUUAGGCUAAUUUUCCAAAUAUCUGGGUAGCAUGCUGUGUGAUUCAGCAGAAAUAAUAAUUUUGGUGCAUAUGUAAUGUAAAUAUUUUCCUUAUUUUUACAUGAAGAACCAGACUUUUAAAAUUACAUGCCUAAAAUAAUCUGGCAGAUCAGUGUGAAAGCUCAGAUGAGGAGCUGUUUCUCCAGGCACAGAGGCUUUGUACCACAGAGCAUUCACUAGUUAUUAACAUUGUAUAGAUCUUUUAUUUGAUUCAUAAAUCUCAAAGCAUGGGGUAAGGCUAUUCAGUUAUUUUUAGCAAGCAAUGUACUAUCACAGAAAUCUUGUAAAUCAAUUAGAAGUUUGACGUAACCCUCUGUGUUUUAUUUGCAGUUACAAUACAGAGCUGUAGGAGAAAAUAAAGGCAGAGGAAAAGAAUUGCGUAAGGAAUUAUUUACAGCUUUAUCACUUACAAGCUUUUUACCUAAAUAUAAUAGUAGUUCUUGUAGCUACAACACUAGUGCCUCGAGAAGGAAUAAUUAGCAGAGCUAGUCAUCAGCAAAUGAAUAGCCUUGCACAAAUACUAAGCCCACAUUAUUUGCUUUUGCUCACAGAGUCUGGCAUCCUUGGGUCUCAGUGUGCCUGACUGAACCAGAGGAGGGGGAGGGCAGCAGGCCCGUGUGGUUGCUGGCUGACAUUGGUUUUGGGAGGUUCUGUUUCCCCACAUCAGUUUCUCUGGACUUCCAGAGAAACGCCACCAGCUUAUGGCAGCAGAGUUGGCCACACAACCACUGGGCACUGUUUAAUUAUGGAGUAUCACUAGCAGAAGCAGCCACUAUAAAAUUUUAUCAUGUCUUUGCAUGAGACAGGGGCUCCAUGACUUAGGAGACAGGAACAGGGAUGGCCAACUCCACAAGUGAUCCAGAGACAGGCAAAGACAUGGAAGAUCUGACAGAAGGCUUGGAGGAACUCUGUGAGAGUUCUAAGGAGCAGAGUGAGGACAUGCUGUUGCUUUCACACCUAGAGCAGCAUCAUCAUCUUGUCUCUAUACUGAGGAAGAAAGUGGAUGACACAUAUGAACACUGCAGAGACCUGGAGCAGCUUAACAUGGAGCUGGAGAAACUGAGGGCAGAGGAUGCUGUGAAAAUUAUUCAGUAUUUGGAGGGGCGCUUCAUGGAUCUGGUCAAAAACCAUGAAAAGAUGAUCCAGUUCAAAUAUGAACCCAAAAACUGGCACAUGCAGCUGUGGGAGGAGAACACACUGUGGCAGGACAGGGAAGCACUCCUCAGCCAGGCUGUGAGGGAGAAGGAAGCUGAAGUGCUCUGGCAGGUGGCCCAGGCCAGGCAGCUCUCACAGCAGUUGUGCUCCUUUCAGGAGAAAUACACUUAUGAGAGUCACAGAGCCCAGGAGCGAGAGAAGGAGCUGCUGGAAGCCCAGAGCCAGCAAGCAGGCACCUAUGCCUGGGAGGUGGAUUCACUGAAGAAGCAGCUGCAGCUCCUACAGGAGAGGCACCAGCAAGCUGCUGCAAGGGCUGAGCAGGCAGAGAGCACGCAGAGGGCUCAGGACAGUGAGCUGCAGGCCAAGCUGGAAAGGGCACGUGAAGAGAAAGAGCAGCUAUUGAACCUGGCCAUGGAGAGGAGCAAAGCUCUGCAAGAUAAGGAACGGGAGAUUCAGAAGCUGGAGAAGUUAGAGACUGUGGAAGAAGCUAUGCAGAGAGAAGGGAGAUGCCUCAAGAAAAAGGCAGCACUAGACAAAGAUCUGAAGGUUCAAGAGCUCCAAGGACAGCUAGAACAUAGCAAGCAGGCAUACAAUGAACUCUUGCUGCAGUUCGAUGCUUACAGAAAGCACAGUAUGGAUUUGGUGACUAAAGAGAGAGCUCUGAAUGUCAAACUCCGUCACUUUGUUACAUAACUGCAUUUUUUUCUCUCCGUUCUCGUCUCAACAGGUGCCUCUAUGGUAACACACUCCUGAAUUUUGUUCCUUUCCUUUGGUUUCUAUAUACCAUCCUCAUCAGUUUAAACCCUCCUCCACUGACAGUUCUGUAGCCUUUCUGUCAUUACACUUUUAUGAAAGUAAAUCACUAUGCUCUUAAAUCUGAGCAUGGAUCAUUGAACCAAUCAAACCUGUGACAUGAAUGAUUAGGGUGGAAAACAUAAAAUAUGACUUUGAUUUAUUUAGUGCUAACCUCUGCUGAAUCAUAGGUUUUCAUUUUUUUUAUUGUUAAAACCACUUUAUUUUUCAAGAUGACCAAAAGCUCAAACUCUUAGCCUUUUGUAUUUGAUUCUGCUUUGAAGUUCAACAGAGGCUGGGCAUGUAAGAGGCUCUGAGACUCCAAGAAAGAAAUUCUACCUUGCAAUAUCUCUGCAAUUCUCUAAAUUCAGGAACUUAACAAGUAAUCCAAUAAUCUCAUACAACAACUGAUUCUCAAGCAAAUUACUGUUUAUCAUUUUCUAGAAGUUUUACAGAUUCUGUAGUCAUUUAAACCCUAUUUAAUGCUAUAUAUCCCCAUUCAGCUCAGAAUAAAUUGUCAAGUCUUUUGGGUGAUAUCAAUGUGUUCUUUGGAACAGGA